AUGACUCAACCAAUUCCCAUCGUCGGCGCAGGCCUUGGUGGGUUGACUCUUGGUCGUGCGCUUCUCCAUCGUGGCAUCCCUUCCAUCCUCUUCGAAAAAGGAACGUCGAACCCUCGGUUCAACUAUGCCAUCACUCUCCAUUCCACCGCAUACCAGCCCCUUCUCAAGAUACUUGAUCUGGACGUCAACACGCUCAAGAGCCGUGUAGCUGUAGAUACAGAGAGCGGUGGUACCGGAUCAAUCUCGCAGCUCACGAACCUAGCGACUCACAGUGGUUUAUACGACACACAAUCUUCCUUUCGCGCCAAUAGGGCUAAGCUUGAACAACUCUUGCGCGAAGGUCUUGACAUACGAUGGAAAAAUACACUAAAGGAAAUCGAAAAAACUUCGCAAGGCUCUAAACUGCGAUUCCAAAAUAGCGAGUCAUGUUUUGGAAACCUUGUCGUAGGUGCGGAUGGCGUACACUCGGACGUGCGAAAAUUACUAUUGCCGUCCAUAGCUCCAGAUAUCCUGCCAUACGUCGCGUUUAACGGUAAAAGGAGGGUGGCUUUCAAGGACUUCGACAAAUCAUACUACCCGACAAUGAACGGGUCGAACGUCGUUGAGAUGAAGCGCAACGACGCCUUUCUUAGCAUUAGUGUCAACGGCAAGAAGGAAGAAGAAGUGAGCAUCAGCUGGAUCUUCUCAAGACCUGUACGCGGACAUGAGGAUCCUCUGCAUCGUCCUAAUCGAUCGAAUGAAGACGCAAAUAAUAUACCCGAAGAGCUAUUUGCGGAGAUUAGCGCUAUGGGAGAUCUCGAAGCUCCUUUCUCCAAGAUUUUCGAUACGGAAAAGAUGCGCGAUGAUAGGAUUCUCCAUUGGCUAAUGCGGACGACAUCGGCAUCACUAUCGGAAUUGCACGAUCAACUAAACAAGAAUAAAGUGUGCUUCAUAGGCGAUGCAGUCCAUGCGGAACCUAUUGUGGGAGGAAAUGGGGCAAACGCGGCGAUUAUCGAUGCGUUGACGCUUGCAGAUGCCAUUGGAAAAGAAGAAUCAGAUGGUAUAUCUUCGUGGUAUAUUGAUCGACAUACAGCUUGGAGUAAAGGAAAGGAGGGGAGCCAGCGGUGUAUCGCGCGGAUACACGAGCCCCCAAAAUCACGAGUUGCAAGCCUUUAG
Messenger RNA from Alternaria atra, 1155 nucleotides. RefSeq lists its product as uncharacterized. The coding region runs from base 1 to 1155 and encodes 384 amino acids. The transcript has a single exon. Lineage: Eukaryota; Fungi; Ascomycota; Dothideomycetes; Pleosporales; Pleosporaceae. The record is from RefSeq and is a predicted model, not a curated record. Gene Ontology annotation, molecular function: FAD binding.